This is a messenger RNA of Haplochromis burtoni (Burton's mouthbrooder), 1588 nucleotides long. RefSeq names its product coagulation factor VIIi (gene f7i). Gene Ontology annotation, molecular function: calcium ion binding; serine-type endopeptidase activity. Lineage: Eukaryota; Metazoa; Chordata; Actinopteri; Cichliformes; Cichlidae. Gene Ontology annotation, biological process: proteolysis; blood coagulation. The record is from RefSeq and is a predicted model, not a curated record. The transcript has 8 exons. The coding region runs from base 50 to 1396 and encodes 448 amino acids. Gene Ontology annotation, cellular component: extracellular region.
UCAUCUUGAAAACCCCUGUUUUCUGGCAAACACUCUGAAUCUGGUCAACAUGCUGCUGAAGGGCUGCUGCAUCAUCUGGACUCUGCUGUGGGGCACCGCUGCUGCUGCAGUGUUUGUGGAGAAGCAUGAGGCCAACUUAGUCCUGCAGCGCUGGCGACGAGCAAAUAGCUUGUUUGAGGAGGUAAAACAGGGAAAUCUGGAGAGGGAAUGCAUUGAGGAGAUCUGCAGCUAUGAAGAGGCUCGGGAGGUGUUUGAGGAUGAAGAUCAGACGAUGCGGUUCUGGCAGUCAUAUGAUGGUCGUGACCCCUGCCUAAUCAACCCAUGUCAUAAUAAUGGGACAUGCAUUAAUCUGGGAAAUAGCCAAAAAUGUCAGUGUCUCGAUGGGUUUGAAGGACGAUACUGUCAGACAGUCUUUGAAGAUACCCUGAAGUGCCUUUACCUAAACGGGCGCUGUGAGCAGUUCUGUGAUGGCUCAGGAUCUAGACGUCGAUGUUAUUGUGCUGAUGGAUACGUGCUGGGAGACGAUGGACGACACUGUGUCCCCAAUGUGGAGUAUCCAUGUGGUCGGGUGGCUCCACCAGAAAUUGGACAAAACCAGACUGCAGUGAUUACUCCAAGGAUGGUGGGGACUUACCACUGUCCCAAAGGAAACUGUCCUUGGCAGGUUCUGGUUCAGUUAAAUGCAAAAGCUCACUGUGGAGGUGUUCUCAUCCAUCCAAAGUGGGUCAUCACUGCUGCACAUUGCAUCCAUGGCCAUGACCCCCAAAACCUGACUGUGGUAGCAGGGGAAUAUAACUUGGAUGUGGAAGAAGGCACAGAACAGGAGAUACCUGUUUCUUUGGCAAUUGCCCAUGAUAGUUACGUCUCAGCGACGGGUGACAGUGACAUUGCCUUGCUGCAGUUGAGCCAUGCUGUCAACUUGAACCAACACAUCAUCCCUAUCUGCCUGCCCACUAAAGAUUUUGCAACGCGGGAGCUGUUGCUACAACGUUACCACACUGUGUCUGGCUGGGGCAAGAGGACAACAGGGGGCAAUGGUAAGACUCUAGGUGCCCUGGUUUCCCCUGUCCUCCGCAUGAUGCCAGUCCCCAUCCUCCAGAACUCCAUGUGCUCCCUGAGAGCCAAGUUCAACCUCACUGAAAACAUGCUGUGCGCCGGAUAUCUGGAAGGACGCCAGGAGAGUUGCCGUGGAGAUGAUGGCAGCCCACUGGUGUCGCUGUUUGGCUCCACCCACUUUCUGACUGGUGUGGUUGGCUGGGGACGUGGUUGUGGGGCUGGGUAUUUUGCGGUGUAUACCAACAUGGCCAAUUUUGUGGAGUGGGUGGAGAAGACCAUGAAAAAUCCACCAUUGUCACCGUCACAUUCUCUCAUAAUGGUGGAACAGAAAAGAAAUUAGGAGAUUUAUUUUUCUUUGUUGUUUAUUUCUUUUCUGAAAAAUUUGAAACGUUAUCACUAAAAUGCUUUCAUUGAUCUUCCUGGUCUUGUCUGGUUUGUUUGGCUGAAAUGUUAAAAGUGAAGUAUUUCCAUAUGGUUUUCUUGAAAAUGUUAAAAAAUGGAGAGAAGCAGAAUAAAUGUUACUGUCAAAGAA